Messenger RNA from Closterium sp. NIES-67, 1364 nucleotides. The record is from the annotation of a GenBank genome assembly. Lineage: Eukaryota; Viridiplantae; Streptophyta; Zygnematophyceae; Desmidiales; Closteriaceae.
AAUCUGCUAGCUCCUCCUGAGGCUAGCUAUUUCCGCCGCUAGCAGGUUCCUGAACUGCCAUGGCAGCAGCUCUCGCCUCGCCUCUGACGUCCCGCAUCGCUGUCUUUAGCCGAGCGCGCAGUCUAUCCAACGGCGCCAGUGCAUUCAACGGCGUGCGUCAAACGAUCGUAGGUAAAUCCUUUUCUGCUCAGUGCGUCAACCGCGCCUCGCCUUCUCUCCCUGAUUUUCGGCUGACCGCGAGGGCGACUCGAUCGCGGGUGACCAUGGCGUCAGCAGCAUCGGACGGCGCAGCGGCGACGGCGAGCGGCGAGGAGGAGCUCGCGAAAUUCGUGGCUCGCGACAACCGUCGCAUGCUGCACGUCGUCUACCGCGUGGGGGACCUGGAAGCCGCUAUUAAGUUCUACACGGAGUGUCUGGGCAUGAAGGUGCUGCGGCAGCGCGACAUUCCCGAGGAGAAGUACUCCAACGCCUUCCUCGGCUACGGCCCUGAGACCUCCUGCUUCGUUGUGGAGCUCACCUACAACUAUGGCGUGGACAAGUACGACAUUGGAGCGGGCUUUGGCCACUUCGGCAUCUCCGUUGACGAUGUGUACAAGACGGUAGAGCUGGUGAAAUCGCGAGGAGGCAAGGUGACACGGAGGCAGGGCCAGUGAAGGGCGGCAAGAGCGUUAUCGCGUUCGUGGAGGACCCUGCUGGGUACAAGUGGGAGAUCAUUCAACGGCCGCCCACUCCCGAGCCACUCUGCCAGGUCAUGCUGCGUGUGGGGGAUCUUGACCGAGCAAUCAAGUUCUAUGAGAAGGCGUAUGGCAUGAAGCUGCUGAGGACACGAGACAACCCGCACUACAAGUACACAAUAGCCAUGGUGGGGUACGGGCCGGAGGAGGAGAGCGCGGUGGUUGAGCUGACCUACAACUAUGGGGUCGAGUCAUAUGAGAAGGGCAACGCCUACGCCCAGAUUGCGAUAGGGACAGACGAUGUGUACAAGACAGCAGAGGCCAUUCGAGCGGCUGGCGGCAAGAUCACUCGAGAGCCAGGGCCGAUCCCCGGCAUCAACACCAAGAUCGUGGCGUGCCUCGACCCCGAUGGCUACAAAUCAGUCUUUGUUGACAACCAGGAUUUCCUUCGUGAGCUGGAGUGAACGAAGCAGUUUUAGCAUUGCUUCUCUAGGCAACAAAGCACAUUAAAUACAGGCUCUUUCUAACGUGUGAUGCAUAGAAUGUACCUGUGAUAGCUGCUUGCAAGGCUAUGCGCGUACAGCCGUUAUUUCACUUAACGAGAAUCGCACCUAGUCUUCAGCUACUUCGCGAGACUUCGCCAGCAGGAACAGUUCCCAACGAUCUGGUAAUCCUUCGCUGUUUUAAAGG